This is a messenger RNA of Saccoglossus kowalevskii, 1999 nucleotides long. Its product is annotated as palmitoyltransferase ZDHHC15B-like. NCBI's taxonomy places the organism in Eukaryota, Metazoa, Hemichordata, Enteropneusta, Harrimaniidae. Gene Ontology annotation, molecular function: palmitoyltransferase activity. The record is from RefSeq and is a predicted model, not a curated record.
GUUUGGUGAAAAAGAAAAUAUUAUCACCGGACAAGAAAUCAUGGGGAUUUUGAGGGCUUGUGCGAGGGUUUUUAAAUGGCUUCCGGUAGUAUUUAUCACAGCAAUAAUUGCUUGGUCAUAUUAUGCGUAUGUCAUCCAGCUGUGUAUAUUUACUGUUGAUAAUAUUUUAGAGAAAGUUGUAUACAUGGUCUUUUAUCACCUUUUCCUCUUCCUUUUUUUAUGGGCGUAUUACAAGACGAUAUGGGUAUCAAUUGCAACAAUACCAAAAGAGUUUUAUUUAACAGAUGCAGACAUUGAUAGGUUAGAAAAUGAAGAACGAGGUGACAGACAGGAUGCCAUUCUCAAACAGAUUGCAAAGAAUUUACCAGUUAGUACAAGAACAUUAGCAGGCGGUAUACGGUACUGUGAUAUUUGCAGAGCAAUCAAACCAGAUAGGUGUCAUCAUUGUUCAGUCUGUGAAACAUGUGUUCUGAAAAUGGAUCACCAUUGUCCAUGGGUGAAUAACUGCGUUGGAUUUUCAAAUUACAAAUUCUUCAUCUUGUUCUUGAUGUAUGGUCUACUCUACUGUCUUUAUGUGGCUGCCACAGUCCUUCAGUACUUCAUAGAAUUCUGGAGUAACACAUUGGGCAGUACCCCUGGAAAAUUCCAUAUACUCUUCUUGUUCUUUGCUGCCGCUAUGUUUGCGCUCAGUUUGAUAUCCUUAUUUGGAUAUCAUUGUUAUCUUGUCUCUGUCAAUAAAACAACAUUAGAGUCUUUCAGGACACCAGUAUUCAGCAGCGGUCCUGACAAAGAUGGUUUUAGCAUGAAUACCAAACUGGAAAAUAUAAAACAAGUGUUUGGUGAAGACAUAAAACAAUGGUGGAUGCCUGUGUUUGCAAGUUAUGGGGAUGGUCGAUGCUUCCCGACAAGAACAGAAAGUGAAGAUUCGGAUCACUUACUUGCCGAGCGGCAGCGCUGGGCAGAGGAAGGUAUGGAGAGUGAUACUACAAACACUGAGGACAAUAUCAAAAUUGAUAUUUGUAACUCAGGGAGAUCAGCCCAUUAUGCGACUUCUGAGCAACAAUGUCCACAACCGAGUUUAGAACCGAAUGGUCUGACGGCCGUUACUAUUGAUCCAGAAGCUGGCUAUGACAACAAGUCAAACAGCAUUGAUCAUCAUCAUAUGUGAUUCCAGCUUUCUCUUUUUGAACAGUGGACACGUAUGGAUCAGUGAAUAGUGAAACAGAAGAUGAGUACCCUACAUUGCAAACUAAUGGAGUAGCUUAGUUCAUCACCCAUCCAGUCUCCAUGCCGAAUAAAAGAACAGCUCAUUAAUGGAAUGCUCCUUUCCUUCCUCUGUGUGUGUGUGCCUGACUUAAGUGCAUUACUAUGCAUUUGACAUUUAAUCAAGGUUUUGUUUGCAUUAGAGGAAUGCCAGUUAUUAAAAGAAUUUUAAAAAUUGCUGUAUAAUAAUGUAUACUAUAAUUGAUUUUGUGUAUUGUAAGGCUAAAAAGUGUUUUUGUUUUUGAUUAGCCAGCAACUUUUUUUUUCAGUGUUUUGGCAGAACAAUGAAAUAAGUAGUUUUGAACAACCCCUUCCAAAUUGCUGUGCACAUUGACCAGAAACAAUCAUUUUUUUUGCUAAUAUUUAAAGUAGUUUUUGUCAUAUAUUUUAUAGAGCACACAAUCAAUAGUUUGGAACCAGUGAUUUAUUUUUGUCAAAAACAGAGGGGGACCAAUUUUUGAAAUUGUAUGUAUUGUGCUCAAUAUACUAGUUGAAGGAUGUCAUUAUCUAUUGAUUUCUUUGGUGCAAAACAGUCGUAAGACAUUUUACAGUCUGAGACAUCUAGGGGUUGCCCACUAUAGUAGACUGAUAAUGUUCGUUUUGAUGAAUGACAAUGCCUGCUAUGAGUUCAAUAUUACAUGGCUGAUGUGCAUCAGGUGAUUAAACACAAGUCGUUCCAAAUCUGUAAUUCUUAAAUGUUAACAAUUUGGCAUUAAAUCCACGUUUUCCUAAAAAA